UUGCAACUCCACCUCAGCAGUGGUCUCUCAGUCCUCUCAAAGCAGGGGAAGAGUGCUGUGUUCUGAGAGACCAUGGCAAAGAAUCCUCCAGAGAACUGUGAGGACUGUCACAUUCUAAAUGCAGAAGCUUUUAAAUCCAAGAAGAUAUGCAAAUUACUUAAGAUUUGUGGAUUGGUAUUUGGUAUCCUCGCCUUAACUCUAAUUGUCCUGUUUUGGGGGAGUAAGCACUUCUGGCCAGAGACACCCAAAAAAACAUAUGACAUGGAGCACACUUUCUACAGCAAUGGAGAGAAGAAGAAGAUUUACAUGGAAAUUGAUCCCAUUACCAGAACUGAAAUAUUCAGAAGUGGAAAUGGCACUGAUGAAACAUUGGAAGUACAUGACUUUAAAAAUGGAUACACUGGCAUUUACUUUGUAGGUCUUCAAAAAUGCUUCAUCAAAACUCAGAUUAAAGUGAUUCCUGAAUUUUCUGAACCAGAGGAAGAAAUAGAUGAGAAUGAAGAAAUUACCACAACUUUCUUUGAACAGUCAGUGAUUUGGGUCCCAGCAGAAAAACCUAUUGAAAACCGAGACUUUCUUAAAAAUUCCAAAAUUCUGGAGAUUUGUGAUAAUGUGACCAUGUAUUGGAUCAAUCCUACUCUAAUAGCAGUUUCAGAGUUACAAGACUUUGAGGAGGAUGGUGAAGACCUUCACUUUCCUACCAGUGAAAAAAAAGGCAUUGAACAAAAUGAGCAGUGGGUGGUCCCUCAAGUGAAGGUGGAGAAGACCCGUCAUGCCAGACAAGCAGCAAGUGAGGAAGAACUCCCCAUCAAUGACUAUACUGAAAAUGGAAUAGAAUUUGACUCCAUGCUGGAUGAGAGAGGUUACUGUUGCAUUUACUGCCGUCGAGGCAACCGCUACUGUCGCCGCGUCUGUGAACCUUUACUAGGUUACUACCCGUAUCCAUAUUGCUACCAAGGAGGGCGGGUUAUCUGUCGUGUCAUCAUGCCAUGCAACUGGUGGGUGGCUCGCAUGCUAGGGAGGGUUUAAUAGCAAGUCUGAGCUCGAGUGCUUAAA
Messenger RNA from Dama dama (fallow deer), 1056 nucleotides. RefSeq names its product tenomodulin (gene TNMD). Bases 73 to 1029 code for a protein of 318 amino acids. The transcript has 7 exons. Gene Ontology annotation, biological process: negative regulation of angiogenesis; negative regulation of endothelial cell proliferation. NCBI's taxonomy places the organism in Eukaryota, Metazoa, Chordata, Mammalia, Artiodactyla, Cervidae. The record is from RefSeq and is a predicted model, not a curated record.